AUGGAGGUGCAGGCCCAAGUACUUCGAAUCAUCAACAAGAAAUCCAAGAAAGAACAGCGAAGGAAAAACGUGACAAGAAAAGUGUUUUCUCGACUCGAGAUGUUAGAAGGUGCUAAAUCAAUAGGUGCCGGAGCUGCUACAAUUGCUUUAGCCGGAGCUGCUGUCGGUAUUGGAAACGUCCUCAGUUCUUUGAUUCAUUCCGUGGCGCGAAAUCCAUCAUUGGCUUAA
Molecule: messenger RNA, 228 nt
Organism: Triticum turgidum subsp. durum (durum wheat)
Lineage: Eukaryota; Viridiplantae; Streptophyta; Magnoliopsida; Poales; Poaceae
Source: the annotation of a GenBank genome assembly